Messenger RNA from Temnothorax curvispinosus, 3222 nucleotides. RefSeq lists its product as uncharacterized. Lineage: Eukaryota; Metazoa; Arthropoda; Insecta; Hymenoptera; Formicidae. The record is from RefSeq and is a predicted model, not a curated record. Bases 1 to 3222 code for a protein of 1073 amino acids. The transcript has a single exon.
AUGCGUGCUGAGAUUCGAGACACGCCCGGACAUCCUAGUGUUCCCGUAAGUGUCAGGGGCGUGAUGGGUCGUCGGCCGCGGGCACGCGUAACCGGCGGCUCCGGCGCGAGCGAGAUGACACCGCCGAGGGCCAACAACCGCCGACGCGGGGGCGGGGGGCACCGCCGACGUCCGCAGCGUGUGGAGGCUCCGCCUGUCCAGCCGUCCGGUGGCCGACCGGCCUCUGCGGCCGCUGCAAAGCGGUCCAAGGAGGAACGCGCGGCUGUUCGUGACGAGCUGGCCGGGCGUGCUGAAGCCGUUGCCUCGAUUGCGGACCUGGAGGAGUUCGCGGCCUCGGUCGCGGCAUUCUUCGGGGAGGAUGCAACGGGUGUGGCGCGCGGGGGUGCGCCCGGCGCUCGCGAUCGCCCACAUCGGUCGCGUGAGGCGCGGGCCCGUCGGGGCGAGGGAGAUCGCCCAGGGCGAGACGGCGGUAAUGAUAAUAGAGGGCCGGCACCGGCCGGCCCUCCUCCUUCGCAGUCGGGAGAAGGUAGUGGUGGCUGGGUGCGCGAAGCAACCCGCAUUCAGGCCCUGUACAGGGCGAACCGACGCAAAGCGGUCCGAGAGGUGCUGCAGGGAUCCGCUGACUUCUGCCAAGUGCCGAAGGAGCGGGUUCAGCAGUACUUCGAAGGGCUAUACUGCGGAGGGGAGGACCUGGCUGGCCCUGAUGUGGAAGCGGAGCAACCUACUCCCCCGAGUCAGGCCGGGGAUGCUGCAUGCCUUAUGGAUCCCUUCACGUGGCGGGAGGUGGAUCGUCGGGUCCGGCGUAUGACGAACUCUGCGCCGGGUCCCGACGGUGUCACUUACCGUAACCUGCGUGCAGCGGAUUCUGGCAUGCGGCUCCUCACCGCAUGUUACAAUGCGUGCCUCAGGCUCGAGGCAGUCCCCGCUUCCUGGAAGACCUCCAAGACCGUAUUGGUCUACAAAAAAGGCGAUCGGGACGAUUUGAAUAAUUGGCGCCCUCUCGCGUUGGGAGACACGACUCCCAAGCUUUUUGCGGCGCUUAUCGCCGAUCGUAUGACCGAGUGGGUGAUCAAAAACAAGAAACUAAGUCCGGUGCAGAAGGGUUUCCUGCGGGACGAGGGGUGCUACGAGCACAACUUCGUCCUUCAGGAGAUCCUGACGCACUGCCGGAGGACUCGGCGGCAGGUGGUCGUCGCGUGGUUGGAUCUUUCCAAUGCGUUUGGGUCGAUCCCCCACUCGACGAUCCACCGUGCUUUCGUUCGCGCCGGGGUGCCGGGGGGCUGCAUCAAUAUAUGGAGGUCCAUGUACGAUGGAUGCUCCACGCGGGUGCAAACGGUCGACGGGCUCACUGCGCCCAUCCCUGUUCGCUCGGGGGUUCGGCAAGGUUGUCCGUGGAGCCCGAUCGGUUUCAACCUUGGUACCGACGUGUUGCUGCGUGCAGCUAAUGCGCUCGAUGUGGGAUUGGAACUAUGGGGCUCUCGCUUUAAUAUCCUUGCGUACGCGGACGAUAUUGCACUCGUUGCCGAUACGCCCGAGGGAAUGCGGAGGCUUCUUGCCACCGUAGAGGCCGCAGCGUUGUCGGUGGGUUUGCGGUUCAACCCUGCUAAAUGUGCCACCCUGCACAUCGGUGCGGGGGCGGGCAGCAGGGUUCUGCUCACAACGUUCGAAAUCCAGGGACAGCCUAUUCAUCAUCUGGCAGAGGGCGAGCCUUAUCGUCACCUUGGCGUACCGACUAGAUUCUCGGUUGACGCUACACCAUUUCAGACCAUUGAUGGUCUGCUCGGGGGUCUCCGGGCGGUAGACCGAUCCCUGCUUACCCCGUGGCAGAGAGUCGAAGUCGUUGCAACCCACCUGUUGCCGCGGAUGGACUUUCUGCUCCGGGGGGCCGCAGUGGAGAAGCGUCCUUUGAUAGCUGCGGAUAAAUUGAUCCGGAGGGCCGCUAAAGCCUGGCUCAAUCUCCCGCAGCGUGCAAGCGCGGAACCAGUUUACCUCCCUCCCAGCCGGGGGGGUUGUGGACUGCUUCCGCUCGCCGACCUCGCGGACGUCCUGUCCGUCGCGCACGCCUUCCGUAUGCUUACGGCUGGCGACGAGACGGUCAGGGGGCUCGCGUGGGCAUCGCUGCGGGGGGUUGUAGCGAGGCGUAUCGGCCAUCCUCCGACUAACGAGGAACUCGCGUCCUUCCUUUCGGGUUCGCUCGAAGGUCGGAUGCGAGACGGCGGUGAGCGCUCCCUGUGGUCGAGGGCUCGGAAUGCCGCGCGGAGACAGUCCGAGAGAUUGUCGCUUCGGUGGGAAUGGUGUGCGGCUACCGAGGAGAUGAUGGUGGUGUGCCGGGGUGCCAGGGGCGCGACGGUGAAAAUGCCACCAGGAGCUCGCUCCCAGGUGGUACAUCGCUUGCGCUCAGCUGUAGUAGAGUAUUACACUGACCGGCUACUAAACAAGCCUGACCAGGGGAAGGUGUUCGAGGUGUCGUUGCGGGCGAGGGCGAGCAAUCACUUCGUCCGUAAUGGCAGCUUCACCCGCUUCGCCGACUGGCGCUUCAUCCACCGCGCCAAAUUGGAUGUCCUCCCCCUUAACGGUGCACGCCGUUGGGGGGAGCCGGACAAGAGGUGUCGGCGUUGCGGGGGGGCAGCUGAGACCCUUCCCCAUGUUUUGAACCAUUGCGGCGUCCACUCGGCCGCCAUACAGCUGAGGCACGACGCCGUCCUGCACCGUCUCUGGAAGGCUUGUCGGCUUCCAGGAGAUAAACGGGUGAACCAGCGGGUCGAGGGCGUCGAGGGGGAACUUGAGGGGUUACGGCCUGAUCUCGUGGUCAGGCACGAGCCCUCCAAGAGUGUCGUCAUUUGCGACGUGACGGUGCCCUUUGAGAACCGUUGGCAGGCGUUCGAGGACGCAAGGGAGAGGAAACUCGCCAAGUAUUCUCUCCUUGCUGAGGCGCUCCAGCGCAAGGGGUACCGUGUGGUCGUGACGGCCUUCGUCGUCGGCGCCCUUGGCUCGUGGGAUCCGAACAAUGAGGGGGUGCUGAGAUUGCUGCGCGUGGGCAGCGCGUACGCAACUAUGAUGCGCCGUCUCAUUGUCUCGGACACCAUUCGCUGGUCCAGAGACAUCUACGUGGAGCACGUGUCCGGCGUGCGCCAGUACGCCGCUCCUUCGCGUCUCUCCGCUGACGGGAUACCGGCCACUCCACCCCGCGAAAUUCGCCGGCGUUGGCCCACCAACGAAUAG